AGAGAGAGAGAGAGAGAGAGAGAGAGAGAGAGUUGGGGUAGAGCUGUUGGGAGAGAGGGAAUGCCCGUUACUGGGAGAGUGCAGCACAGGCAGUGUACACGGCUGUGCCGCUGAGUGCAGAAUGGCACACUAGAGAAAACAGGCUGGCUCCGAAAGGAAGAGGGCGAACGGGAGGAGCGAGAACGCGUCAUAGCAUGCUGAGACGGCACAGAGCGGAGAAGCAAGAGAGCGAGGGGAGAAAAGUUCCCAGGUCAGCAGUAGGAUGUGCAACUGGAGGAGCUGAUCGCUAAAGAGAUCACUUGGGGUCCCUGUGGAUACGCCGGGUGCAGCACUAAGCAGCAAAGGAAGAGAUUACAGUGAUAUUAUAGGAUAGGACUGUGGGGACAUGUGAAGUUCCUCCCGAAAAGGACAGCCCUGUCAUAACUCCGGGGUAAUGCUCUUCACGGGACUCCACAGUUACUCCACAACCAUCUCAGCCAAACAGGCAGAGGGCACAUAAGCCUGGUCUCAGAGACGCUCUCACCCAACAUUCUCCACUUGUGGUUUGACCUGGAUAAGGUUGUGUUUCCACGCAGCCUUACCUAUUUUGAGCGUGAAUCAGCAGAGAUUUAGAGGGCGAGUUGUUCUGUCCUGUCACCUCUGAGACUAUGGUAGUUGGUGCGUCAGGGAGCCCUUCAUCAGCCGCUGCAGCCCUAGAGCAUGGAGAAGUCCAGCAGUGAGGAGUCAGCCAUUCACCGUAGCCCUUCAGUAGAUAGUCGUGACUCUGAUUUUCCCCAAGCCUCCACCUCUGGCCGUCCGUUUGGCGGCCGUGGAUUCACUGCCGGUGCUUUCUACGGCUCCACCGGGCCGCACAAAAGCGCACAACAGGGGCAAGCAGGGACAGCAGCGGACACCGCCGCCGGAGACAAAACCAACAACAAGUACAGCUCACCCAAAGGCAGCAAGUACGUUGUCUUUUACCUGGAUCUAUCAUUUGUGUUCCUUUUAGAAUUUAAGAAGUGCAACAUGGCAAGAGGCUGCCUCUGCUGCUUGAAGUAUAUGAUGUUCACCUUCAACCUCAUCUUCUGGUUAUGCGGCUGUGGGCUACUUGGCGUGGGCAUCUGGCUCUCUGUGUCUCAGGGCAGCUUCGCCACAUUUUCGCCCUCAUUCCCCUCGCUCUCUGCCGCCAAUAUGGUCAUCGCUAUCGGCACCAUUGUCAUGGUAACAGGCUUCCUCGGUUGCCUGGGAGCCAUCAAGGAGAACAAGUGCCUGCUUCUGAGCUUCUUCAUUGUCCUGCUGAUAAUUCUCCUGGCAGAGCUGAUAUUAAUCACGCUGUUCUUUUUGUACUCCGAUAAGGUGAGCGAGAAUGCAAAGCAAGAUCUGAAAGAUGGGCUGGCGCUCUACAACACAGACAACAAUUUAGGACUGAGAAAUGCCUGGAACAUCAUCCAGGCCGAGUGGAAGUGCUGUGGUGUGAUAGCGUACACUGAUUGGCAUGAGGCCCUGAAGGAGAAGAUUGUUCCGGACCGCUGCUGCCAGGAGCAUUACCAGAACUGUGGGCAUAAUGCCACAAACAUGUUCUGGAACAGGGGCUGCUUUGAGAAAGUGGAAGAAUGGCUGGAUGACAACAAGCACCUGCUGGGAACCAUCGGCAUGGUCAUCUUGGUAGUUCAGCUCCUGGGCAUGGCCUUCUCCAUGACGCUGUUCCACCACAUCCACAGAAUGGGGAAGAAAUAUGACGCUUAGGGGGCGGCGGCCAGUGGAGAGGAACCCCACUGCCUGAUGGAAUAAGACUCUGGUUAAACUCUCCCGUUUUCCUCACUUUCCAACCUCAUCAAGCUUCCUCGUGCGCCUUCCCAGACCAUCUGUACAGAUUCCAGCUGCGUCCUCCGUCUGUUCUGCUCUCUCAUUUCAUUUUGCCAAAGAGUAACACAACGGGAACGGCACAGACGAGG
Molecule: messenger RNA, 1934 nt
Organism: Thalassophryne amazonica
Lineage: Eukaryota; Metazoa; Chordata; Actinopteri; Batrachoidiformes; Batrachoididae
Gene: tspan9a
Product: tetraspanin 9a
Exons: 7
Coding region: 700-1725 (341 amino acids)
Cellular component (GO): membrane
Source: RefSeq, a predicted model, not a curated record